UACUCGAAUGGCUCUUUAUUGUCACAUCACAAACUGACUGCAGUAUCAUCCUCAUAUCUAGCCCCAAAACCGCAUACGACUGCUCAGCAACAAUUGCAGUCGUCAUCGAACCACUUAAAGCCAUAUCCAUCUAACACUACCCCUCCACCAUGUGCAUACAAUCCGAACCAACGUAAAAGCACCACUUGGUUGAAUUAUCGGGUGCGUGUCUCUGGCCCUUGUACGUUUCACUUAAGUAAUUUCCCCAUUGACAGUCAGGAAUGUACACUGAUAUUCGAAUCGUAUUCAUAUAAUAUUGCUGAGGUAAGAUUAUUGUGGCAAGAAUGGGAUCCAGUCCGUGUGCCGGAUCCGGACGAUUUUCGAUUGCCCGACUUUCAAUUCUACAAUGUCACUUGGGGUCGGACAAUGGAGGAGUAUACGGCUGGUAUGUGGGAUCAACUUAAAGUGACUUUGAGAUUCAAACGACUGUAUGGUUAUUAUGUUCUACAAAUGUAUUUACCAACAUAUCUGUCUGUAUUUAUAUCGUGGAUUGCAUUCUGGAUUGAUUCCAGAGCAUUACCAGCACGUAUUACCCUCGGUGUCAGCUCACUUAUGGCGCUUACCUUUCAGUUUGGUAACGUUGUCAAAAAUCUACCUCGAGUAUCUUUCGUAAAGGCAAUUGAUUUGUGGUUUUUCGUGUGUGUCGCAUUUAUAUUCUUCAGUCUUGUUGAGCUAGCUGUAGUGGGCUUUGCAGAUCGAUUGACUGAUUUACGCACAAAGGCUGAACGUUGCAAUAUACUUCGGUGUCGUACUCGUAAAAAAAAUGUCUUAACUGCAAGGUAA
Messenger RNA from Anisakis simplex (herring worm), 822 nucleotides. The record is from the annotation of a GenBank genome assembly. Lineage: Eukaryota; Metazoa; Nematoda; Chromadorea; Rhabditida; Anisakidae.